Messenger RNA from Linum trigynum, 4816 nucleotides. The record is from the annotation of a GenBank genome assembly. NCBI's taxonomy places the organism in Eukaryota, Viridiplantae, Streptophyta, Magnoliopsida, Malpighiales, Linaceae.
AAUCUCCUCGAUAUAGUGAAACUGUCCAUGAACUAGCUAACAAACAUUGUGUUAGUGAACCACGUAAAUCGUAUGUCGUGUGCUUUCUGUUUUAUUAUUCUUGCUUUCUCGAUUCUGACACAAAUGAAUUAAAAAAGGUCUAAUAAUGUCCCUUCCAACCCGGGUUAAUCUGGAGGUUUGUUUGGACUAUCUGGUCAAUGCAUAGGAUUGUAAAAUCAUAUUAGAGGCUGUAGCUAAAAGCAAAGAGGUCAUUACAUGAACUGUGAGGUGGGCCUUGGUUCGAUGCAUAAGCAAAGCAUUUAUUAGAUGGUUGACACCUAGAAAUACCCAAAAACACACAAACAUUGGGUGCGUUAUGUAGCAAGCAAUGGUAGGGUGGAAAUUUGGUUUUGUUUAUGCUUUUUUAUGUAUCGGGGGAGUGAGAGGGACUGCCAUAUGGGGACUAUGGGUAGGGCUGGGAAUUCAGACCAAACCGUAUGGGAAACCGUGGUCUGGACCAUAUCGUAUGGUUUGGUCUGGACCCUGAGACCAGAACUAUGGUCUGGUCUGGUUUGGUUUGUGGUCUCCUCCUUUAGUGUGUGGUCUGAAGUGGUCUGGACCGCGGUCUACCGCAGUAAACCGUAACAGACCGCGACACACUACCUACUGCCUUGGACAAAAAUAACACUAAAUUGAACCUUCAUAUGUGUAUUUGAAGAACAAAGUUAGUUGAUUCUUCAUCUAGUUGAGAGCCAAUAAAUUGCAAAAUGAUCGCUUAUAUGUUAUCUCCUUAUCAAAGUACCACACAAAAAUUAGAAAGACUCAUAAAUAAUAUUCACAGAUAAUGUCUAGACUAUGGAGUCGAUAAAAAUUAAACACUACAAAAAAAUUUGUUCACCUUGAUGAGAUAAGGAAAAUUAUUGAGAGAUAUGCGACCAUCUUAGUGGUUCAAAAUUACAUCGACGUCAUCAAAAAGGUUAUCAACUGGGAGAACCUUCGGAUCACUCGAGAGAGGAGAGAAGCGGUAGCACAAAGAAGAAUAGGGAAAUAAGGCUAUUUGAAAAUUGAAAAAACCCACUUCUAUUCUCAUAUUUCUUCUCAUUUAAUACGAUCACAAUUUUUUUGUUUCACUAGCAUAUUGGUCACUAGAUUUUUUUUAUAGAUACCGGUGAAGGGUUGGAGGGCGAACAAGAGUUACGUUUUUUUUUAACAUGGUCUGUCUGGUCCAGACCAUACCGGACCGCACCGCACAGGUGUGGUCUGGUCUGGACCGUAUAGUAUAUGGUCUGGUCCUGGUCUGUGUUCCAACUUCUCGGUCUGGACCACAGACCGUAUCUAUGGUCUGGUUUGGACCGGACCGCACCGUUUCCCACCCCUAACUAUGGGAGGGACACUUUUUGUUUGUGGGUGCCAAUUAUUAAUGCAAUAUGCUGAGAGAGGGAGAUGGCCAGAUGGGGAAGAAAUGAAUUUUGGGGAAGAAAGGGUUGCAUUUAGGGGUGUGCAACGCUUUCUUCCCCGAAAUUCAUUUCUUCCCCCAUCUGGCUAUCUCCCUCUCUGGUCAACCGAGUUUACCGUUAGUCAAAGUCCACCUCACUUGCCACGUCAGCUAGCAGGAAAUAUAAAAUAUUUUUUUGGAUUUUGUUUAAUUUCUAAAAUUAAUUAAAAAUAAUUUGGAGAACUCUUUUAAUUAUUUUUUUUCGUUUAUUAUUUUUAUUGUUAGAAAAUAAACAAAAUUCAAAAAAUUCAAAAAUUAAUUUUUUAUUCCCUGAUAGCUGACGUGGCAAGUGAGGUGGACCUUGAGUAACGGUCUAAUUUAACGGUCAAACCCGUCUCCGGGCCAAACAAGAAAGUAUGCUACAUAGUUUAGGCCAGAAUAGCAAUUUCCGAUACCACGGGCCAAAGUAAAAAGUUUGUCUAUAGCAUCAUAGGGUUGAUGGCCUUUCUCUUCCUUCUUUGUCAGAGGUUGUUUGUUUGAUGGGUUUAUUUCGUUGUUUGCUUUGUGUAUUUGAAAAUAACAAAAAUGUGAGAUUCGCGAAUUUUGAGGUUUGAAAUUCCAUCUCAAUAGGGGAGAAUUGAUUACAGAUUUUGAAAUUCAUCAUUUGUGACCAACUAUCUCUCCUAUUUUCUUUCUUUUCUCAUACCAAUAAGGACAAUAAAAGGUAAUUUCAAAUAUCAAGUGUUAAUAAAAUCUUCAUUUUUCAAAUUCACGUAGCAAACGACCCUUCUUUUUCGUCUGAAUCUCUAAUUCUAUUCUCUAGUCCUUUUAAACUAUGUCUCCAAUUGUAUCAAAAUCUAUCUUUUAUCUUAGAAAUUUAUGUGCAUUGUCAAACAACUUAUUGAUUGUAAAAAUCAUGACAUAUAUCCUUGUCUGAUUAGCUAUCGAUGUGGAGAUGCGAAAACCAUAGCUCUAUACAAAGAGCCGAACCUGUAUUGAAUUUUGACGGGGUUCAAAUGAAGCGGCAUCAUUCUGAAGAGCUUCUUUGGCCCUUGCUUUGUGCAAAAUGCAAAGACAGAUUCAAUAUGUUUGUUUUUGGUUAACCUCUUCUUUUGUGCCGUGUUUGUGUUCUUUAGGGGGAGCGGUUCUCUUGCGGCAGCUUUUGCAUCGCUUGUUGAGCGAAACAGCUUCUUUCUACCUUUUCUUUGGCCAUCUCUUUUCUCCUCUCUAAUUUAUGUGAUGCGUGUUGUUAUCAGAACAGCCUUGUAUUGUGUGGUGGCCAAUAUGCAAAGUAAACCAAAAUGCUCUCUCAUUCUUUCUAGCUACGGACGAGACGAGAGAGAGCUAUCGAAUCAGCCUUAUACAAUAUGCAUACAGCUUUUCCCCGCCGUAAAUGCCAAUUUUCUAUUCUCUUCCACCCCCUUCAAUGCCGUAUCAGUAUCAAGUUUAUCAUACACUACUUAUUCCUUUUUCCAAAAUAGACAUAUAGUGAUCGCCAUUUUACCGUGCUUGCUAGCUAGUGCACGACUUUCAAUUAGCCAAGAAACCAUGUUUUGAGAUCAACUAAGUAUUUCAAGGGCCAGUAACCACAUUUUGGUUAUUGAAUGCGAAUUUUUUUUCUCUAUUAAAUUUAAUCAGUUUAUCCUUUUCUUUUCCAUUCAAAAUUUAAAAUUUUCAAGGAAAAAAUAGAUUAAUCGUGUUGCUGGAAAUGACAUUGACUUUGAUAUAUUUUGAAAUAAAAAAAAUUAAAAUAUGUAUUAACGGUAUAUAUUAUGGUGGUAAUGUCCUAUAGUGCAUAAGAACAUGCCAUGAUGGUAUGAAAGUAUAUUAUGGUUGAAGGAUGCAAAGUUUAUUGUUAUGUCAUAUUGCUAUGUCUAUUCCCACGUAUCAGAUUCUAGAUUGGAAAUCAAAAGUACAGUCCUAUUCCAUCAAGAAAGAUUCUAUGAUAGGGUAUCCUAGUAACUAAAGAAUUAGUACCAUGGCUAAUGACAUGGAGAAGGAAAGAAGACAAGAGGAAAAAGACAAGGCUGGGAUACAAGAGACAAGGCCAGGCACCUGACAUCAGCAAGGACAAGGGGCAGGGGGACACCCUCUGUCAAAAAGGACUAUGAACAGUGUCAGAAGGUCUGAGGCGCCCGACCAGAGCAUUUAUGGCUUGGCAGGCGCCCAGACCACUACCUAACCCUCAAAUGUGUAUAAAUAGGAGUUCUCUCCUCAUAAAUGGCAAUCUAUCUACUCUUACUCUAACUUCUCUCUACUUUCUCUCUCUAUAUACUUCUUCUCUUUUCUCACUUCUGCUGAGGUGGGGCGCCUACCCCCUCAAAGUCAUGGCUGACGCCCCAAACCCCUUGGAUCCGAGUGACUCCCAGUCGCCCGGGCUCAAACAAUUGGCGCCCACCGUGGGGCCAAGCAUGACUUUGAAAGACGCUUCCAACUCAAAGAAGGGGGAAGAAAGGAGUCUGGCACCAACGAAGACCCCUAUCAAGCAAGUCGUUGGUCGAGAAGCGAUCAACCCUCAACCACUCACCAUCCAAAGUUUGGAAGCAUCCGACGACGACGAUCCAUCAGGAGAGGGAGAAGACACGGAGCGCCUGGAGGGCCAACUAGCGAAGCUUCGGGAAAUGCAAGCACUUCAAAUGGCCAGCAUGCAAGGCCAACUGGAUCAAGUCAUGACCGCGUUGUCAGCACUAACAAAGGCAAACGAUCACGCGCCUCCCAAUCCCCAAGAAGCCACAGAGGAGAGGAGGCGCCUCCGAGGAAAGAUGCAAGAGGUUGAGGUGCUACCCAUGAACUCCCCACGGGAGGGUAUGGGCGCCUCACUCAACGAGGACGCAAUUGAAGCUGACGACGAUGUCUACCUGGAGAAGUACGCCCGACUCAACUACGGUGCCUCGGAAGAAAGAAGCGCCCUGGAAUUUUUGUAGGGGGAGGGGCGCCCUUUAAGUAGGCGUAACCCAAAGACACCCUAAGAGAGGCAAAAGCGUGCUAGGAGGAGUCCUUUUAUUCAAUUUAGGUUGGUAAUGUUAGGAAUUUUCGGGGAAAGGGACACGCCCUGGCGAUACCCCAUGUAAUUCCCUAUUUUGCUCAAGGAACGGAUAUUCACUACUCGGCAAUGCAAAGCUAUCCCUAUUUUAACAGAUGGAGUCACCCCAGACUCGCUUCCUCCGUCGAGGAGAAGCCUAAGCGUGUUACCACCUUCUCAGGGGUACACGUAAGAAAAAUCAAGUUUUGCUUAAGGUAGUCAUCUUAACAAAACCGGGUGGUGUCAUAUUGCUCAAGUCAGUGCCUAAGCGUUUCACUAACCUUGUUAUGUCAUAUUGCUAUGUCUAUUCCCACGUAUCAGAUUCUAGAUUGGAAAUCAAAAGUACAGUCCUAUUCCAUCAAGAAAGAUUCUAGAUUGGA